AUGACGGACUGGGAUAAAAACCAUAAAUACGCUGAAUAUAGCACGUUUGUAGUUGGUGAUGAAGAGGGAGGGUACAAAUUGCAUAUCGGAGGUUACGAGGGGGACGCCGGUGAUGGAAUGAUUAAACAUAACAAUAAAAAAUUCUCCACACGAGAUUUUGACAAUAAUCAAGUUGUGAAGGAAUUUGGGGGAAGUUGCGCAAAGAGAUUCCACGCAGCAUGGUGGUUUUAUAAGUACUAUCAGAGCAAUUUAAAUGGAAAAUAUUAUAGAAAUGGGAAAAUUGACGAUAAAAAAUAUGAUGGUGUAACGGAAACCCUGGACUGGCACAAACUAUUCACUUAA
Saccostrea cuccullata (small rock oyster) is the source of this 342-nucleotide messenger RNA. RefSeq names its product angiopoietin-related protein 7-like. The transcript has a single exon. The record is from RefSeq and is a predicted model, not a curated record. NCBI's taxonomy places the organism in Eukaryota, Metazoa, Mollusca, Bivalvia, Ostreida, Ostreidae. The coding region runs from base 1 to 342 and encodes 113 amino acids.